Molecule: messenger RNA, 2386 nt
Organism: Benincasa hispida (wax gourd)
Lineage: Eukaryota; Viridiplantae; Streptophyta; Magnoliopsida; Cucurbitales; Cucurbitaceae
Product: leucine-rich repeat receptor-like protein kinase PXC1
Biological process (GO): protein phosphorylation
Molecular function (GO): protein binding; protein kinase activity; ATP binding
Source: RefSeq, a predicted model, not a curated record
UUUUUUUCAAAAAACGGGGGCAUUUUACAUUUUUUAAUCUAAUUUUUUUCUCAUCCAUCCGCCGAACCCAAAAUUCCCGAGAAACAUCACCGCCGUCCCUGCGAUGGUUGGGUGGGCGGCCGUUCUCGAAGGUCCAAUCAUGCAGCCGUCGGACGGUGAAGAACGGUGACAACGAACGCUGAACACCAAACGCUCGAAUUCGUAAUGGAAGUCUGGACUGGAGGGAAUCCGAAAGAGUACAGAAGAAAACACAGGCACGCAUGCUACGUUUCGAUCGAGGCGGUGAAGAUGACUGCAUUUGUAUUCAUCAGCUUUGAGUAUGAUCAUGCUCUGUUGAAAAAAUUUCCAGUCUUCUGAAGAUGCUCAAAAUGUAUAGACGCUUGAGUUCAUUUUUGCUCCUGUUGGGGUUGAUAUCUGAAGCAGUAUAUGUUCCAUCAUUCGCAGCUUGUUUGGAUGGUGAUUUAUCAGCAUCUGAAGCUUUUCUUAGUUUUAUCAAAGCUAUUGACCCACAAGACAUGCUCGGAAUUGGCACGAACGAAUCAAAGCAACAUCUGCACUUGAAUAAGGUUGAAGGUGUAAAAUAUAGUCGUCAAGGUGCUAUUGUCGAAAUCAGGUUUGAGAAUUUGAACCUCAGUGGCAGAAUUGAUGCAGAUUCUAUCUGCAAGCUUUCUAGUCUAAGAGUUCUUAACUUGGCUAAAAACAACAUCCAAGGAAACAUUCCUAAUUCAAUUGUGUGCUGUACAAGGCUGACCCACUUGAACCUUAGCAACAACAAUUUGAGUGGGGAGUUACCUUUUGUUUUGCCAAAACUCAAACAUCUUAGGAGAAUAGACAUUUCUAACAAUCACUUUACUACCACCUCACCUCAAUUCAAGGAGUUGAAGCAUAGGAAGUCUCUAAGAUCAUGGAUAGCUCGGCGAGACAACAUUAAUGCUAGGGUAGAGGCUGUGUCACCCAUCUCGUCUAGCUCGCAAAGCAGAAAGUAUGAUAGUGGUGGGGGAGCAAACUGGACUGCCUCUAAUAAGUUAAUGUGGUUGAUAAUCAUUAUCAUUGGAGCUGCAACGUUUUUAGUAUUGUCAUUUCUUGUAUGCAAGAGGGCUUCAAAGUUAGCGCUCAAAAAGGAGAUAUUUCAGAAGGCCCUUCAGAAGUCUCCUCCUGUUGCUGCUCUGUCAGCCAUGUCCAGUGAGGUUGAAAAACCUGAUGAAGCCCUUCGAGACCAGAAAGAGCUCGUGUUCUUUAAUGAAGAAGAUGAGCAAUUCAAAGUGGAGGACCUCCUUGAAGCAACAGCUGAUUUACAAAGUCUGAAUGCCUGCACUAGUCUUUUCAAGGUUAGGUUAAAGAGCCAAUAUUAUGCUGUCAAAACAUUGAGGAAAAUGCAGAUAAACUUCGAUGAAUUUCGUAAAACCAUGAGGCUAGUAGGAAAUUUGCGGCACCCAAAUAUUUUGCCACUCGUGGGUUAUUAUUCAGCAAAGGAUGAGAAACUACUGAUCUACAGAUACCAGAGACGUGGAAGUCUGCAUGAACUGCUUGAGAGUUGUAUUGAAGGAAAGCAAAAAUUCCCAUGGAGGAUUAGACUAUCCAUAGCAAGUGGAAUAGCAAAGGGUCUGGGUUUUUUAUACCAAAGAUCAAAUACAGAAGACUCCAUUCCACAUGGGAAUUUAAAACUUUCAAACAUUCUCUUGAACGAAAACAAUGAACCACAAAUCAGCGAAUAUGGGAUCACAAAGUUUCUUGACCCAAAGAGAGUUCAUCUUCUUUCCUCCAAGACGUAUACGGCCCCGGAGAAAAAGCUAUCAGAGAAAGGUGACGUGUAUAGCUUUGGAAUCAUAUUACUUGAAUUGUUAACGGGAAAAAUGGUAGCAAAAGAUGGGAUCAAUCUCCCUAAAUGGGUGAGAGCCAAGGUAAGAGAAGAGUGGACCUGUGAAGUGUUUGAUGAGGAAGUUGCUCGAAAUGCAGAAAAAUGGGCGUUUUCUGUUCUACUUGUUGCCUUAGAUUGUGUCUCUCAUUACCCUGAAGGAAGGCCAACCAUAGCUGAGGCUCUGAAAAAGAUAGAGGAAGUAGUGAAGGUAGUGGAAGAUUGUGAACAACGCAUUUCACCUUUGUCUUCUGAUUUUGGCUCUCCUGGGUCUUGUCGCUAGUACAUCUAUAUACACACAUAGAUAGUAUUUUUGUUUCCUUACCAGGCCCGUUUUGGUUCAUGUCGAACUUGAACCGUUAUUUAUUACUAAGUACCCUUGUGAUGUACAAUAUGGGAUGAUAGGUUUAAAGGUUCAUCGAUACUACAGUUUUCUAUUGUCAUUUGUUUCAUCAUUAUUGAAAACAUUUCUUGCCAACUUUGUUUUGUAUUUUAAUAGAGAUGUGAACUUUUAGUUUUUGGUUGAGAUUA